Vitis vinifera (wine grape) is the source of this 1557-nucleotide messenger RNA. RefSeq names its product probable disease resistance protein At4g19060. Gene Ontology annotation, biological process: defense response to other organism. Lineage: Eukaryota; Viridiplantae; Streptophyta; Magnoliopsida; Vitales; Vitaceae. The transcript is spliced from 2 exons. Bases 284 to 1453 code for a protein of 389 amino acids. The record is from RefSeq and is a predicted model, not a curated record. Gene Ontology annotation, molecular function: ADP binding.
AAUGAUGGGAUGUUUCCAUUUGGUAGGUCCCAUGCAUUGCUCAACAUGGAAGAUUAUCAUUGAAUGGAAGCAUCAUAAUCUAUGACCAUUAUUUGCUUCAAGAUUACUUGCAACAUGGCAGGUGUGAAUUACGCAACAUGGAAGAUCAUUGUCUCUUGUGAAAUCCAGUCAUCUCCGUCGGUCAGUGGAGAAUCUCAAGCACCCUGUGAGGUGGGGAAAACUAGCACUUCAUCUUUGCUAAUGGCGGAAGGAAGGCAUAUUCAUCAAACCCCAUCGGAGGAUAAUGAGGAUUCUUUGCUUAAGCACAGAGUUCUUGAAGAACAAGUUCAUUCUGGACUUGGAAGACGCGGAGGAGGAACACAGCGGGGAAAAUGAGAUCCCCCUUCUCGCUCAUUUUCUACAGAUUAGAGAUGUGCUGAAAGCAAAGGACAUCACGGCAUCCACACCCAUCAGAUUGAAGAAUUGCCUAUACAACGCCAUCAGCGCAUUAGAAGAGUGCGUGGUGUUGUCGGAGAAGCGUGAACCCCGAAAGAAGAAGGAUGGUCCGAUGCAUGGAUACACUCUGGCGGAGCAUUGGCUGAUAUGCAAAACCAGAAGGUUGUUGGUUCAAACAACGAGAAAGCUAACUGCUACAGCUGAUGCGGUUAUUCCUGGUAUGACAGACAUGGCCGCAAGUUCAUCCUCCACCUCCUUCCCAGUCAUUCCAAGACCAAACUCCCAGAAUUUUAAUCAUCUGAGGGUUGAAGGUUUUUAUGACCAAUCAAAAACAAUUUUCGAUCGACUUGGGAAGAGAGGGAAGGGAUUUCAUGAAAUCGGAAUCGUGGGGAUUGGAGGCUCGGGUAAAACCGCUCUGGCCCAAUUGGUGUUUACUCAAUCCAAUUGGCGGUAUUUUGGGGGUUACAGAAUUUGGAUAUGCUUAUUCCGGAAACUGAGUGGAGAUGUAAAGUUUAAGAAGAUGAUAAAGGACAUGUUGAAGCAGUGUAAGGCAGUGGUGGAUGAUGAAGAUUUUGACGCAGCAGCGGUGGAUGAUGAAGACUACGAUGGGGUAGAAGUAGAAGAGCUGUUGGAGAAUCUUGGGAAAGCUUUGAAGGGUAAAAAGUAUUUGAUGGUGUUGGACGGCAUCUGGGACAUCAACAUCGACUGGUAUUUCAAGUUAAAGGACAAGUUGAAAUCUGUAAGUGGUGAUGGUGAUGGUGAUGGUUAUGGGCAUGUCAUCAUCACAAGCCGACUCCCCCACAAAGCAAGAAUGAUGGUGGGCUCUCACAAUUUGUAUCACAUGCAGCCUCCAUCAAGAUCCAUGGAGCUAAUUUGGGAAUUCUAUGUAAUAUUGGGUAUGCUUGAAAAAUAUAAGUUGAAAUUGAAGGAUGAGGUUAUAGAGCAAUGUGAUGGCCUUCCAUUAGCAAUGCACACUAUGGGAGCUGUGAUUGGGGACCAGAUCCUGGGAGUACGGUAAUGUCUGAGCAUUUCUGGUAUUGUUGGUUUUUAUUUGUUUUAAUGGUUUCAUAAUUGUCAAAACAAAAUCCAUGAUUUCAACUUUUACCAACUUUUAUUUCAAUU